AUGGCUGCUAGUGGUAAUGAUUUAUACAGCGAAACAAGAGUUCCCAGUCAACAAAUGGGAAAGUUACAAAUGCAAACUCAAGACGCCUUAUUUGCACAAAAUGAGAUUAUCAUUCAACAGUUAGAAGAAGUAACAAAGAAGCUUUCUCUGCUACCUCAAGAGAUAUAUAAUAUUUCAAUGGUUCAAAAGCAGCAGCAACAAUGGCAACCACAACCUAUUCCAUAUGAGAAAAACACAAAAUUGGAGGACACUUUCCAGAAAUUCAUGAAAAUGAGUGUAUCAUAUCGUAAGAAUGUGGAAGAUGCAUUUAACAGUUCUUCUUAUCCAACUUCUAAACGUUACUUCAUGCAAGUUUGGAAAAUUGAAUGUUUGUUACGAGAAAAUGUAAAAAGUGAUGAUAUGACGAUUAAAGAUAUGUCAUUGACCAUGAUGAACAAGUUUAAUAAGUAUUGGGAUCAAUAUUAUGACAUUCUUGCUAUUGGGGCUAUUCUUGAUCCACGGAUGAAGUUUGAAGCCAUUCGAUUUUGUUAUAGAAAGAUUAAUCCUUCUACUUAUGAAGAAAAAAUUAAUGUUUUAAAGGAUAACAUGUAUAAGUUGGUUGAAGAAUAUGUCAAAUUAAAUUCAAAUGAGUCAAAUACUUCAAGUUCUCAAGUUGCUCCUCCAACACAACAACCUUCUUUUACUAAUGAUGAGCCAGUGAUGGAUGCAUUUGAUGAAUAUGUUGAUUAUUUGAGCCAACAUGUUAAUGACACUAAAAGGUCUGAAUUAGAUCUUUAUUUAGAUGAAGGGAAUCUUGAUCCAAAGUUUUUUGAUAAGUUGGAUGUAUUAAGUUAUUGGAGGGAUCGUCAAGAUCGUUAUCCAAACUUAUCUAAGAUGGCUUGUGAUAUUCUUAGCAUUCCAAUCACUGCAGUUGCUAGUGAGUCUGCCUUUAGUCUUGGUUCUCGUGUGCUAACCAAAUAUCGUUCAUCCAUUCUUCCAGAGAAUGUUGAGGCACUUAUUUUAACUCAAAACUGGUUGCAUGGUUUUGAACUAACAGGUAACAUUAUUGUUAUUCUCAUAUGUCUUUAA
This is a messenger RNA of Vigna angularis (adzuki bean), 1068 nucleotides long. RefSeq names its product zinc finger BED domain-containing protein DAYSLEEPER-like. NCBI's taxonomy places the organism in Eukaryota, Viridiplantae, Streptophyta, Magnoliopsida, Fabales, Fabaceae. The record is from RefSeq and is a predicted model, not a curated record. The transcript has 3 exons. The coding region runs from base 1 to 1068 and encodes 355 amino acids. Gene Ontology annotation, molecular function: protein dimerization activity; DNA binding.